This is a messenger RNA of Caenorhabditis briggsae, 900 nucleotides long. Bases 1 to 900 code for a protein of 299 amino acids. NCBI's taxonomy places the organism in Eukaryota, Metazoa, Nematoda, Chromadorea, Rhabditida, Rhabditidae. The record is from RefSeq and is a predicted model, not a curated record. The transcript is spliced from 6 exons.
AUGUCUGAAGACCUGAUUGUCGGUGGUAUUCUAUUCUGUAUUUCACUUCUCGGAGUGGUUUCUAAUUGGACAGUGUUAUUGUUUCUCCCAAAAUCAAUUCACAAAUCAUUUGGAACCCUCACCAGGAAUCAGGCAUUCGGAGAUGCUUUGCAAACAACUACGGUAUUCUUUGUGGUUGUUCCAAUGGUUUUGUUUGACAUUCAAAUAAUCAAAACGAAUUCAAACCUGGUAUCUUUUGUGAUGCUUUUCGGAUAUGAAGUAUCAGUUCUGUCUCACCUUUUAUUAUCGUUUAAUCGUCUUUGUGCUGUAUCAAGUCCACUAAAGUAUCAUCAAUUAUACAGUCAAAGACUAACAAUAUGUAUGAUCAUAAUAGCCAAUUUGUAUUCUCUUGCUUCAAUUCUCGUGUUAUUCGCUAGUGGCUGUAAGUAUUAUUGGAGCAGUGAAUUGCACAUGUUCAUGUAUCAUGUGUCGAAUGCAUGUGUUAAUUUUUCGUUCUAUGGUAUAUUCUGUAAAUAUCUGGUUAUUAUUCUAAUUAUUCUGAUGAUAGAUCUGUUCAGCAUUUAUACAGCAAGACAGUUGUACCGACAAGCACACAGUGGAAAUGUAACUAAACAGAUUAAUAAAAAAGAAGUGGGAUUGCUUGUUCAGACAUGCCUUCAAGGAAUGCUAUUCAGUAUUGAGCUAGUUUGUUAUUUCGUAGUUUCCCCACGGGUCCAGAAUAAAUGGUCUCAAUUCUUCCUCACAACAGUUGCCUUCUCAACAAUUCAUGCAUGCGAUGGAGCAAUCAGUAUAAUGUGCAAUGCGGAAUUUCGAGAACUUUUAUUCAGAAAACCAGUUGUCACAUCUUCUCUUGCAUUAAGUAAAGUUGGCCCGAGGAGCGACACGCAAACAAAGUUUUGA